Messenger RNA from Verruconis gallopava, 1478 nucleotides. RefSeq lists its product as uncharacterized. Lineage: Eukaryota; Fungi; Ascomycota; Dothideomycetes; Venturiales; Sympoventuriaceae. The record is from RefSeq and is a predicted model, not a curated record. The transcript has 2 exons. Bases 125 to 1126 code for a protein of 333 amino acids.
CACAGUCUGACUUACACAGGCCGCUCUCCCACUGCUCAACCGCUCUCUUGCUUGCACCCUAUUGCCGUCGAUUACCCGCGUCGCUAUCAACUACGCUUGUUGCAACUGUGUGCUAAUCUGUAAAAUGCCAGGCCAACUAUCAUCUCCACUUUCCACACGCGUUGGCUGCGACGUCAAGGCUGAGGUGCGCUCAAGCUCUUGUGAACAGCGGAAAGCCGCAGAAGGCACGCAGAAGGAGCAGCUCGAUGGCGUCGUCCACCCAAAUGAUGUGGUCACUACCGACUAUUUAAACGUUCAGCCUCGCACUGACGACGCAAAUAAAGAUGCAAACAAUCAUGUACAUGAUCAAGUGCCGCUCAAAUCAGCCCGUCGUGAGUCACUUGCGACUCCUGUCUUUGAACGUACUAGGGGCUCAUCUCAGAUUGCUGUUCAUCCGACUUUGGACAACGCACACCUUGCAACAUGUGAUAUUCUUUACGAAAAUUUCAUGAGUAAGCCGAAGCCUAGGAAUCUCCCUGCUCAUGAGCACUUGAUUUCAAAUCCAGGCAAGGUUCAGCUCAAGGCUGAAGUAAAUUGUCAGCCAGAAGGCGCGGGUGCUGCAGACGACCAUUUUCACGACCUGUCGUUGUCCCCCUCUCAGAAGCCGCUAGUCAACAGUCACGAAGAUGAAAAUUACAAUUACGAUGACGACUGGGAGAAGAUUGAGAGCUGUGAACUUGAUGCGCACACCAAUGAUCACUCUGCCAUACCUAGCGUCGUCUAUCAGCACCCCUCUUUCCGCGCCACAAUCCAAGAGUAUGUCGACAAGUAUCGACUGACAGAGGAACAAAGGCAGACACUUAGGGGUUUAUGGGCCAUGGCGAAGCUAGUCAGCGAGUUUGGGUACUCGGUUGUUUCAGAGCCUAUCGUCGACAUCGCGGACUGGGCUGUCGACAAGCAGUUUGGGUGCCACAUAGAGGACCUGCCCCUAGAGCUGAGAUCGAGGUUUAUGGCAUCGCUGCCGGAGAAACUGCAGAAAGCGAUUCGAACUACGAAUCGAAAGCUCCGCAGAGGUGGUGGCUUCGUCGUGCCACCAGCCGAGAAAAUCGACAAGAAUGCUCGAGACGGCGACCAAAUUGAGAACUGAAGUAACUCAAGACCGCACAGCUCUGGAUAUUCUACAUGUAGAGGACAAUUCUGAAAUGAUUGAUGAGCUUGAGGGUAUGAUUAUUGGCACGGCCUGAAUAAGAUAGGCUAAGAACAGGAGCUUCUAGUGUUCCUGGAUGAAACGUUGGCCUAUCUCCAGGGCAUAAGUCAGUUCUGGUAGUGACAAGGGCUGACCACAAUAAAAGACUGGCAAAACACUCUUCAUUAUGACAGAUCCCAAGUCCGUGGAGACUCAUGGUGCGUUCACAAAGACUGCUACCCAGGGUCUUCCGGCAAGCAACAGAUACCAAGACGUUGCAUGAUAUAUGAUACACUGGCAUCAAUAAAGAACG